AUGCCCGUCACAAAAUUCCAAGUUGCCGAGAAGUAUGAUUACUUGCACGGAUUUGGCUCGUAUCAUGAAUCUGAAGCCGUAAAGGGUGCUCUUCCUGUAGGCGCAACGUCACCGCAAAAGCCUGCGUACGGCCUUUAUGCAGAAAAGUUUUCCGGCACCGCAUUCACAGCGCCACGCGGAGAGAAUCUACAGUCCUGGCUGUAUCGCAUUCUCCCCAGCGCCGCCCACAAGCCGUUUGAGCCGAUCAAACGACUUGGUAACACCUCAUUCAGUCAGCCGUUGCAUCAUAUUCCCAACCAGCUUCGCUGGGACCCAUUCAACACCAACGUCAAUGCUGAUUGGACUGAUUCCCUGCAUUUGGUUUGCUCUGCCGGCAACCCUUGCAUGAAACAGGGUCUGGGUAUCUUGAUAUAUGCAGCGGGAAAGUCAAUGGAAACAAACGAAGCCUUCUCAUCCGCAGAUGGAGAUUUUCUUAUAGUUCCUCAACAAGGAGUUCUUGACAUCCAGACAGAGCUCGGGCGUCUUCUUGUGCGCCCAAGAGAGAUCUGUGUAAUACCAAGGGGGACUCGCUAUAGGGUGUCGCUCCCCGGAGGCUCGGUUCGGGGGUAUAUCCUCGAGCUUUACCAAGGACAUUUCCAACUUCCUGAGCUAGGGCCAAUUGGUUCUCAAGGCCUUGCUAAUUCUCGAGAUUUCCAAAUUCCGGUUGCCGAUUAUACUGCCGACACAGAAACCGAAUGGCACCACAUUACCAAAUUCAAUGGCGAAUUCUUUACGGCAAAACACAACCAUACACCAUUUGACGUAGUCGCAUGGCAUGGUACCUACUAUCCCUAUAAAUAUGAUCUUGGCCGUUACAACACCAUUGGCACGGUUUCAUAUGACCAUCCCGAUCCAAGUAUCUUCACAGUACUCACAGCUCCAUCGGAUCACCAGGGAACGGCAGUUGCCGACUUUGUAAUUUUCCCGCCUCGAUGGUUAGUGGCUGAAGAUACAUUUCGACCUCCUGAGUUUCACCGGAACACCAUGUCGGAGUUCAUGGGACUUAUUGACGGAAUCUAUGAUGGUAAGGAGCGAGGUUUUAGUCCCGCAGGCGCGAGCCUGCAUAACAUUAUGAGUGGCCAUGGACCGGACGCAGAGGUCCAUGAAAAAGCAUCUAAUGAGGACUUGAAACCCGUCAAGGUUGGAGACGGCAGUAUGGCAUUCAUGUUUGAGAGCUGCUUCAUGAUGGGUGUAACAGACUGGGGUCUUCAUGAGUGCAAAAAGGUUCAGCCAGAUUAUUCAGACAAUGCAUGGGGCGCUCUAAAGCCAUCAUUCGAUCUUGCGGUAGAUCGAAAGACCGAAUAA
This is a messenger RNA of Trichoderma harzianum CBS 226.95, 1344 nucleotides long. RefSeq lists its product as hypothetical. Gene Ontology annotation, molecular function: homogentisate 1,2-dioxygenase activity. The transcript has 2 exons. Bases 1 to 1344 code for a protein of 447 amino acids. The record is from RefSeq and is a predicted model, not a curated record. Gene Ontology annotation, biological process: L-phenylalanine catabolic process. Lineage: Eukaryota; Fungi; Ascomycota; Sordariomycetes; Hypocreales; Hypocreaceae. Gene Ontology annotation, cellular component: cytoplasm.